Cydia fagiglandana is the source of this 1132-nucleotide messenger RNA. RefSeq names its product larval cuticle protein LCP-30-like (gene CPR41). Gene Ontology annotation, molecular function: structural constituent of chitin-based larval cuticle. The transcript has 6 exons. Lineage: Eukaryota; Metazoa; Arthropoda; Insecta; Lepidoptera; Tortricidae. Gene Ontology annotation, cellular component: chitin-based extracellular matrix. The record is from RefSeq and is a predicted model, not a curated record. Bases 116 to 1015 code for a protein of 299 amino acids.
GACGAACUAGACAAGAGGAUCGUCUUUAAAAUAAUAUAAGAUAAAAUGGUAUAAAUAGGCUUUCGUCUUUGAAAUAGCACAUUCAGGGAGUUAAACCCCGUGUGUAACAACGAAAAUGCGCGGAUUCUUCGUUGUUUGUUUGUGCUUGGGCGUGGCCCUCGCCGCUGAGUUCCCUGGAAAGUUCCAGUUCAACUCAAAUGCCCGCCGUUUUAACAGCGGCGUGAGCGCCUCGGCGUCGGCCAGUUACAACGCUGGUGCCUACAAUGACAAUUCCGGGCGCUACCGUGGCGACGUCAACUCUGGACGCUACGUCGAUAAUUCUGGACGCUACAACCCCGCGGCCGACAACUCGGGCCGUUACAUACCCGAUGAUCUCGGCAAAUACAACGGCGACCGAGGAGACCGCGGUGGCGCCGGAGGUUUCUACAGCGGCUCCAGCGACCGCGGCGGUCCCGGGGGCUUCUACAAGGGCUCGAGCGACCGUGGCGACCGCGGCGGUCCCGGUGGCCAAUACACAGGCGACAACAACAAGGGCUUCGGUGCUGGUGGUGCCGGUGGUGCUGGAAACGCCGGUGGCGCCAACAGCGCUAGCGCCUCAGCGUCUGCUGGCGUCGGCGGUUCCGCCAAGGCCUCCGCGUCCAGCGGCGUCGGCGCUGGCCGGUUCGGCUCCGGUGUCGGCGUGAGCGGCAAGACUGGCUCCACCUUCGGUUCCGGUGUUGGUGUAAGCGGCGUUGGUGUUUACAGCAGCGGCAACGCCGGCAACUACGAUUACAAAUACGGCAUCAUCCGUCAAGAAGGAGAGGUCGAACCCGAUGGCUACCACUACCUGUACGAGACCGAGAACAAGAUCCUUGCCGAAGAAGCCGGUAAACUUGAGAAGGUCGACAGCGAAAACGAUGCUAUAAGAGUCAAGGGAUUCUAUGAGUUCGUCGCCCCCGAUGGCAUCACCUACAGAGUCGACUACACCGCUGAUGAGAACGGCUUCCAUCCCUCUGGCGCCCACAUUCCCAAGUAAAGAGUCAAAAUAUUUAUUCGAAGAAACGUACGUGACAAAUAUUAUGUCAGACAAGGCUCAAACUGUGUUCAUUAAAUUAUACUAGGCAUUGAUUGUACAAUGGCUUGUUAUAAUAAA